UGUUGUCAAUGCGUUUAUUCCUGUCUACUCGUGGCGUGAACUCUCAGAUUAACACUAAGAAAAUAUUUGGAUUGUAUCGAAAACAGAAGCAGUUUGAUAUGCAAAUUUAACUUUCUACGUUUCUGCGGCGAGAACUACAAGAAACAAUGGCAUCAGAAAAAGAACUGUACAACUGGGCCUCAGAUAGGCUGCAUGACACCCUUGGACUUUCCGACAAUUGCGUUGUGGAAUAUCUUGUAACACUUGCCGGCAAAACUGCUGAUAAAUCGAAAUUCUUAAGGAAUAUUGAAGAUUUUGUUGGAGGUGACCCGAGAGUAAAAACUGUAGCGGAGGAAGUAUGGUUGAGAAUACCAAGAAAGGAGAAGACAGAAAAUGCCAAUAGAGUGAAGGAACGGGAGGCUCUUGCUUUGCAAAAGAAGUAUUCAAGUUAUAAAAUGUUGUCUGAUGAAAAUGAAAGUGAAGAUGAAGUUUCAGGUUCUAGAAGAUCGAAUACAGAUGUAAAGAAAAAGCAUAAAAAGAACAUCAGGAAAAGAAAGUCAAGUGGUGAUGAAUCUUCAGAAGAUGAAAAUAAUGUGAUGAAGCAAAAGAAAGUCAAAAAGAAAUCAAAGUCUGCUAGAAAGCAGAAAGGUAGUGAUGAGUCAGAAGUAAGCGAAGAUGAAACAGAAAAAGAUUUAAGAGAAAGGGAUGAAUUUGCUGAAAGGCUUAGAAAAAAAGAUGAGAAGAAGACAAAAAAACUGAAAGGAGAUGAAUCUGAGAGUGCAGAAAAUACAGAUAAGAUGGCAGAAGAUAUGAGUAAGGAAGAAUAUGAAAAGAUGAUGAAAGAUUUAAGAAAGAAGGCCAGAAGAGAUUAUGUCAAGAAAAGAAAAGUUGAAAAGCUUGAAGAACUGAAGGAGGACAUAGAGGAUGAUGAAAGGCUUUUUGAAUCCAGAGAGUUGACUGCAAGAGAGCGGCUUGAGCGUGAAUAUAAAAAGAAGAUAUAUAAGUUUGCAAGUGAAUAUGAGCAGAUUAAUGAAGCUCAAAGAGAGAACAGGUAUGUAAUGCCAAAGGAUGAUGGAACAAUUAUUGACAACUUUGAGGAUGAAGCCGGUGUAAAUGAGCCAGGUAGCAUGUCAGAGCAAAAGCGCUGGGAGGAGCAUAAACUUGGUGAUGCAGUGAUGCACUUUGGGUCUAAGGAUGCCAAAGCAAAAGGUAAAGGGAAGGAGUCUGAUUAUGAUCUGCUAGUAGAAGAGACACAGAUUGAUUUUGUUAUGGCAGGGACAAUGGCUGGAAGUAAAAAUCAUUCUGCUGAGGAUAGUACAUCUGCAGCAUUGUCUGAAAAGGAACUGAAAAAGCUAUCUAUGAAGGAAACAAGAGAAAGCCUACCUAUUUUUCCAUACAGAGAAAGUUUGUUAGAGGCUGUAGAAAGUCACCAAGUACUUAUUAUUGAAGGAGAGACUGGAUCAGGUAAAACUACCCAAAUUCCUCAAUAUUUGCAUGAAGCAGGCUUUACAGAUGCUAAUAUGAAAGUUGGUUGUACUCAACCAAGGCGUGUUGCUGCUAUGAGUGUUGCUGCUCGUGUUGCAGAAGAAAUGAGUGUGAAGCUGGGAAAUGAAGUUGGAUACAGCAUACGUUUUGAAGAUUGUAGCAGUGACAAGACAGUUAUCAAGUACAUGACAGAUGGCAUGCUUUUACGGGAGUUUCUUAGAGAACCAGAUCUUGCUAGCUACAGUGUUAUAAUCAUUGAUGAGGCUCAUGAAAGAACAUUGCAUACAGACAUAUUGUUUGGCUUGGUGAAAGAUAUAGCCAGGUUCAGGAAGGACAUAAAAUUACUGAUUUCAAGUGCUACCCUUGAUGCAGAGAAAUUCUCAGCAUUUUUUGAUGAUGCUCCGAUCUUCCGUAUACCUGGCCGUAGGUUCCCAGUUGACAUUUUCUAUACAAAAGCACCAGAAGCAGAUUAUCUUGAUGCUUGUGUUGUUACUGUCCUACAGAUUCAUCUCACCCAGCCAUUAGGAGAUAUACUUGUUUUUCUAACUGGUCAAGAAGAAAUUGAAGUAUGUCAAGAACAGUUAACCGAAAGAACACGUAAACUGGGGACAAAGAUGAAAGAGUUGGUAAUCCUCCCAAUUUAUGCAAACCUGCCUUCAGAUCUUCAAGCAAAAAUAUUUGAGCCAACACCACCGGGUGCUAGAAAAGUGGUUCUUGCAACAAACAUUGCUGAAACAUCAUUGACUAUUGAUGGCAUUAUAUAUGUUAUUGAUCCUGGCUUCUGCAAACAGAAAAGCUACAACCCCCGAACUGGGAUGGAGUCCCUUGUUGUCACACCAGUUUCAAAAGCAUCAGCUAAUCAAAGAGCUGGUAGAGCUGGAAGAGUGGCAGCUGGAAAAUGCUUUAGGCUAUACACAGCUUGGGCUUACAAGAAUGAGCUUGAGGAUAAUACCAUCCCAGAAAUUCAGCGCACAAACCUAGGGAAUGUAGUUUUGCUAUUGAAGUCACUUGGAAUCAAUGAUUUGAUUCAUUUUGACUUUAUGGACCCACCACCUGCAGAAACAUUGAUUUUGGCAUUGGAACAACUUUAUGCCUUAGGUGCUCUGAAUCAUAAAGGGGAGCUUACAAAACUUGGACGCCGAAUGGCAGAGUUGCCAGUCGAUCCAAUGAUGUCCAAGAUGAUAAUUGCUUCAGAAAAGUAUAAAUGCACAGAGCAGAUACUUACAAUUGCAGCCAUGCUGUCAGUGAAUGCAUCUAUAUUUUACAGACCAAAAGAUAAGAUUGUUCAUGCUGAUAAUGCUCGAAAGAACUUCUUCAGAUAUGGGGGAGACCAUUUAACAUUGAUGAAUGUUUAUGAUGCGUGGGUUGAAUCUGGAUACAGCACACAGUGGUGUUAUGAGAAUUUCAUCCAGUACAGAUCGAUGAGACGUGCAAGAGAUAUCAGAGACCAGCUUGAUGGCUUGAUGGAAAGGGUUGAAAUAGAACUUACAAAUAAUCCCAGUGAUACUGUGGGUGUAAGGAAAGCCAUCACUUCAGGCUACUUUUACCACACUGCAAAGUUUAGCAAAGGAGGCCAUUAUAAGACUGUCAAGCACCAGCAAACAGUAAUGGUACAUCCAAAUAGUUGCUUAUUUGAAGAGCAGUCAAGGUGGCUUGUCUAUUUUGAGCUUGUUUUCACAACCAAGGAAUUUAUGAGGCAAGUUAUUGAGAUUGAUAGCAGCUGGCUACUUGAAGUUGCUCCACAUUACUACAAAGAUCGUGAAUUAGAAGACUCAUCUGCAAAGAAAAUGCCAAAGAAGAAGGGUAUAACAACAGAGGAAGCAAGAAUUGCAUAACUGCCGAAAUCAUUGCACUUUAAGUUCAAUGUAAAGAACAACACAGUCUUACCUGGCUGUUUUUGUUUAUUUUUUAAAUAGUUAACUAAACACAAGAACAAUGCUAGAGAUUAUUUUUGCUGCUUCUUUUAGAUUAUGUAAAGCUUUUGUGAACCAUCAGGGGCGGACAUUUUGUCAAAUAUUGGGGGACAAGCCUAUUGUUUAAACAAGAUGAUGUCAAAUUGCCCCCAUUGUUUCAGAACAAAAUACCAUUUGCCCCCACCCCCUAGGUGUCCGCCACUGCGAAGCAUAGUUGAUAAACACAUAUAUUGUUCUCUCCUCUAUAAAUGUGGCGAAAAAAAACUCUUCCUCAAAAGAAUUCAGCCAAAUAGCAUAUCAUAGGGAGCAUUCUCGAUUGACAGCAAAAGUUAGUGGAAAAGACAAGGUGUACCGAAAGUUAACAUGGUUAAGGAAGGGGUAUCAUCUGUUCAUUUCAAUUUCUGUUUAAAAAAUUCUUAAUUUUUUAAACAGAUUUUGUAACAUUAAAGUUAAUGAAGAUUAUUCAAGUGAUUCAAACUAGCUUGUAGAUGCAAAAAGGUUAAGUUUAAAACUUUGUUUGAUGUUGGACUUAUAUUCAGUAUCCAAUGAAACUUUUUAUGAAUUGAUAUGCCUGCAUUUAAACAGGAUAUUCUUUCAUUUUUUGUUUGUUGAAACUUGGCACAUGGCUGACUUUUUGCAGGCACUUAAUAAUUGACCUAUACUUUUUGCUCUGUGACACAAUCAUAGCCUCAGUGUAUGUUACACAACAUUUUUGAAAAAAGAUGGCAGCUUUUCUCUGUUUAGGAAGCAUUGUGUUAGGGAUGCAGCCUAUGCAGAGGCAACUCGAAUGCAGAUUAAAUAAAUGCUUUUUGUACCAACUUUUGAUGUUCAAAUCCAUAAUGAUGUGAAAUUUAAAAAUUUGAAUUAUCUGAUUGUGUAUAUUGAAACUCAAUGUUUGAGAAAUUUGAAAGGUAUAAUAUUGAGGUCUAUAUUUGAAUACUUUCUGUUUUGGUAUAGCACAGGUAAAACGGUUUAUUUCAAUUCUACAUUUUGAGUUAUGUUUCUUGGUAAAGGAUAACUUUUAUCACAAUGUUCUUUAAAUAUUUACCCCAAUUUUAACUUGCAUUGAACAGUCUUUCAUUGUUGAGUUUGAAAACAAACUGUUUGAAACAUUUGGUGGCUUUGU
Messenger RNA from Rhopilema esculentum, 4503 nucleotides. Its product is annotated as pre-mRNA-splicing factor ATP-dependent RNA helicase DHX16. Lineage: Eukaryota; Metazoa; Cnidaria; Scyphozoa; Rhizostomeae; Rhizostomatidae. Gene Ontology annotation, molecular function: RNA binding; helicase activity; ATP binding. Gene Ontology annotation, cellular component: catalytic step 2 spliceosome; intracellular anatomical structure. The record is from RefSeq and is a predicted model, not a curated record.